GUGCACGAGGCAUAUGAAUCAGAGGGCAUUGGUUAUAUCUUCAUGGACCACGUGCCAGGCAAGCCGUUGUCGCACAUAUGGAAGCAGCUCUCGCCAGUCGACAGAAGUUCGUUGGUGAGCCAACUACGAGACAUCGUGCAGGAACUUUUUGGUGCUCUUUGGGAAAAGCCAUGCAUGGAUGUCUUCUUCAUGCAUUUUCCGUUCAAGAAUGUCAAAAUAUCGUACGGACCGUUCAGGGAUCGCCGAGAGUAUAAUCAGGGACUUAUCGAUGCAUUGCACAACGCGCGCCCAGAGGGCGGAUUCGAUGAUGUCGAGCAAGAUGUGGCUGAGCAGCUUCUUCGACUCACGGACGACACCAAAGUCUUCUCACACGGAGACUUGCGUCCUGGCAACAUUCUCGUGGACGAGCAAACGAAUCGCAUCACAGGUAUCAUUGAUUGGGAAGGUGCCGGCUUCAGUAUUCGCGGCAGAGAAUACUUUGAGGCCAAGUGUCGGGCUUGGGCUCGUGAGCCAACAUGGGGUGCAGCACUUGAUGAAAUUUUCGAUGAGAACGAGCGAGACAACUAUGAAGUUUUCGAACGACUCAACCAAACGCUGACAAGAUAUACAGGUGUCUGA
Molecule: messenger RNA, 618 nt
Organism: Pseudocercospora fijiensis CIRAD86
Lineage: Eukaryota; Fungi; Ascomycota; Dothideomycetes; Mycosphaerellales; Mycosphaerellaceae
Exons: 2
Source: RefSeq, a predicted model, not a curated record